GGGCGGAACAGGCAACCCGCGACCUGAUUGUCGCCACCUCGGGGCAGGGACUCGUCGCAUCCUUCCUCAUUGGGACAUUCUUCCCCUUAAGUAUAAAAGCAGCUCUCGGGAUCUGCGGAAAGGGAGCGGGGUUUCUGCUUACCACGCGAGACAGCAGCGACCACGUCUGACAGCGCCGGCGAAGAAGAUGGAAGUCACGCUGGGCUACUGGGAUAUCCGAGGGUUGGCUCACACCAUUAGAAUGCUCUUAGAGUAUACAAAGACCCCCUAUAAAGAUAAAUACUAUGUUCUCGGUGGAAAAGUGCAAGACAAUGAACUGGAAUCAGAAAAUACUUCAAAACAAGUUGGAAUGCUUGGCAUUGUUCCUAAUAUGGAUAUGACUGACUGGACAAGUGUGAAGGAGAAGCUGGGCUUGGACUUCCCAAAUCUCCCCUAUCUUAUUGAUGGCGACAGAAAGAUUUCCCAAAGCAAUGCCAUCCUGCGAUACAUUGCCCGCAAGCACAACAUGUGUGGUGAGACUGAAGAAGAAACAAUCAAGAUAGACAUGCUUGAGAACCACCUCAUGGAUUUCCGUUUGGGCUUUGCAAAAUUGUGUUACAGUCCAGAUUUCGAAAAACUAAAGCCUGACUAUUUGGAAUUACUACCUGGGAAACUCAAGCUGUUUUCUCAAUUCCUGGGGGACAGGCAGUGGUUUGUAGGAAGAAAGCUCACCUACAUAGAUUUCAUUGUUUAUGAUGCGUUAGAUACACAUCAAAUGCUGGAACCAAAGUGCUUGGAUCAGUUCCCAAAUCUGAAGGAGUUCCUACAUCGCUUUGAGGCCUUGGAGAUGAUUGCUCCCUACCUGAAAUCAAGUCGCUGCAUCAGAAGUCCCAUCUUUUGGAGUUGUGCCACGUGGGGCAACAAAAAAAUCUAGAAGAGACCACAAGUUUCAGGAGGAUAACAACUGGAAUUGCCGUAUGAAUGAGGGACCUUCAUGAGUUCUCCAUAUUUCCAAACUUGAUGAUGACUCUAAGGCAUCUGUUCACCUAAUAAAGAAUAU
Molecule: messenger RNA, 1039 nt
Organism: Notechis scutatus (mainland tiger snake)
Lineage: Eukaryota; Metazoa; Chordata; Lepidosauria; Squamata; Elapidae
Product: glutathione S-transferase 2-like
Biological process (GO): glutathione metabolic process
Molecular function (GO): glutathione transferase activity
Source: RefSeq, a predicted model, not a curated record